Trichosurus vulpecula (common brushtail) is the source of this 2998-nucleotide messenger RNA. RefSeq names its product zinc finger protein 184-like. Gene Ontology annotation, biological process: negative regulation of transcription by RNA polymerase II. Gene Ontology annotation, molecular function: DNA-binding transcription repressor activity, RNA polymerase II-specific. NCBI's taxonomy places the organism in Eukaryota, Metazoa, Chordata, Mammalia, Diprotodontia, Phalangeridae. Bases 551 to 2029 code for a protein of 492 amino acids. The record is from RefSeq and is a predicted model, not a curated record. The transcript has 5 exons.
ACUUCCGCUUCCGCUAGCAUUGGUUAGCGUCCUGGGUGGCCUGUCUCCUCUGUGAGUGUCCUCUCAGCCCGGUGUCCUGCCCCAGAGGAUCCUCCGCCCUCCCCCACCCUGGGCCGGCCUCCAGGCCCUUGGUCGGGGCUGCCUGGGCCAGGAAGCAUUUAUGAAGCGCCUACUGUGUACGGGGUGUAGUGCUCUGCGGUGAAGAGUCCGAGAAGGCGGAAGCCGGUCCCUACACUCGGGGAAUUUCCAGUCUAAUGGGGGGAGACCGCAGACCCACAAACGUGCACCGCGAGCUGCGCCCGGGGAGAAGAGACGGCCCCUGGGAAGACUGGGAGAAGCUGGGAUUAACCAAGGCGUGAGCGGAGCCGGGGGCGGGGAGGCCCCGGAAGAUGCCUGGAGGAGUCGGGGGGGCGGCGAGAAGGGCGAUGGCCGCAGAGGAGAGGGGGCAUGGCGCGGGGAGACUGACCGGAAAGGAGGGGGCUGCCGGGUGGAGGCCUGAUGUUUCAUCCCGGAGGCACACUAGCGGAGGCUCUGCUGAUUCUUGAAGGGCAUGGUCCCGGUCAUCGCAACUCAAGCUAAGGAGUCAGUGACCUUCAAGGAUGUGGCUGUGGAAUUCACCAGGGAGGAAUGGAGACAACUGGACCCUGCUCAGAGGAACUUGUUCAGGGAAGUGAUGCUGGAGAACUACAGGAACCUUGUCUCCCUGGGGCUUACAGUUGCCAAACCAGAUCUCAUCUUCUUUUUGGAGAGAGAAGCACCAUGGACUCUGCAGAGACAAAUCCUAGGAGGCACUUAUUCAGAUUGCCCUUGUUGGGAGCCUAGGUGUGAAGCAACUGAAAUUCCAGUAUGGGGUAUUGCUAUGGGUGAGUCAUCCAAGGAAAGACUCAGAAAGGAUUAUUCCAUGAUUUCUAAGUUAGAAGAAACUUUAGAAUCUGAUGCCGGAUUAGAGCAACAAGAUAGCCACCAAAACCUCUCAAAGCAGAUAACAAUCAUAAAAAGAAAAACUUCAACUUUAAAAGCCAAUGAAUGUGAUAUAUUGGAAAAAGGUUUUGGUGGGGGGAUGCUUCUGAUACCACAAAAGAGAGUUCGAACAGGAAAAUAUUUAAGUAAAUGUGAUACAAAUGAAACAAACCUCAAACAGUGGUCAGAUGAAAGGAAGUAUAAUGGACUCCUUUCUGAGAAGCUUUGCAAAUCUAAAUACGGUAAGUCAUUUGGUUGCCAUUCAGAACUUACUGAACAUCACAGAAAAUACACCGAAGAAAAACCGUGCAAAUGUAAUGAUUAUGGGAAGUCCUUUGACAGGAGGGGAUCUCCUACUGACCAUAAGAGAGUUCAUUCUGGAGAGAAAUCCUUUGAAUGUAUGGGAUGUAUGAAAUCCUUUAAAUGGCAUGGACAUUUGACUGAGUAUAAGAGAAUUCAUACUGGAGAGAAGCCCUUUGAAUGUAAUGAUUGUGGGAAAUCCUUUCGAUGGAAUGGAGAGCUAAUUGCACAUAAGAGAAUUCAUACUGGAGAAAAACCUUUUGAAUGUAGUGACUGUGGGAAAUCAUUUACAUGGAGUGGACAGCUCACUGAACACAAAAGGAUUCAUACUGGAGAGAAACCAUUUAAAUGUAGAGAAUGUGGGAAAUCCUUUAACCGUGGUGGACACCUCACUAGACAUAAGCGGAUUCAUACUGGAGAGAAACCCUUUAAAUGUAGUGAGUGUGGGAAAUGCUUUAUCCGGAGUUGGCAGCUUACCACACAUAAAAGGAUUCAUACUGGAGAAAAACCCUUUGAAUGUGGUGAGUGUGGGAAGUGCUUUAUUCAGUGUGGAGACCUUACUAGACAUAAGAGAAUUCAUACUGGAGUGAGACCCUUUGAAUGUAAUGAAUGUGGAAAAUCCUUUAGCUGGAAGCAAGAGCUUACUGCACAUAUGAGAAUUCAUACUGGAGAGAGACCUUUUGAAUGCCAUGAAUGUGGGAAAUCCUUUAGGUGGAGACAGCAACUUACUACACAUAAGAGAAUUCAUACUGGAGAGAAACUCCUUUGAAUCGAAAGUAUUACAGUUUUUAGCUGACAUUAAGACCUUACCAAACAUAAGAAAAUUACUAUCAGAGAAAAUUCUUUUGAAGUGUGUUAAGUGUGAGAAAUGUUUUAGAUGGAGUGGGCACCUUACCAACCCUUUUGGCUAGACUGGAUUGAAACUUCACUUAAGCUACUGAAUGUAAACAGUCUUUUAGCUCACAUCAGGACCUUUCUGAGCAUAAGAGGAUACAUAUGAAGGAGAAAACUCUCCUGGAGAAUAUCAGUUUUAUUGGAUUAUACAUCACCUUAAAAUGACCACAUCCAGUACCACCUUCUUAUGCUAUCUACAAGGCGUUAAUAACAAUUUUUUGUUGCUGUUGGACAGUUACUGUGAUUUUAUUUGUUUAGGAAACACCUUCAGCUAAUGCAACUCAGUGUCUACUUUGCAACUUAAGAGUCUCAAAGAGUUUCUGGGGGGACAUAGAGAUGUCAUAACUUAACAAGAGUCACAGCUAAUACGUCAAAGGUGGUACUCGAACCCAAUCUUUAUUAGCUUUUAAGGUCAAGUCUUUGUCCAUUACACAGGGCUCCCACUCCAAAUUUAAAUAUAUUUAAUUUAAAAAGCUCUGAAAAUUUUAAGAGUCAUAAAUCAUUUUCCUUUUAGUUAGAAGGAAGAAGCCUAAUGAUUACUUCUAACAGGUCAGUUUUAUUUGAUUAAAAUAGUGUGAAAAGAGAGACAAAAACCAAGAAUGCCCUUUAAUUAAAAAAAGAAACCACAGAUUUUUAGUUAUCUGCAUUUCCCACUUUAUCCUGACCCAUCUCCAUCCCAGAGAAUUAUCCCUUAGAACAAAACCAAAACAAAGCAUUAAAAAAGUCCGAUAUGACAUUUGACAUUACUUACUUAGCUUACUGCACGCUCCGCAAGGAAGUACUGGUAGGUGUCUUCUCAUUAUCUUUAUGGUCAGAUUUUGUCAUUAAAAUUUCAUAGCUUUCA